Messenger RNA from Aureobasidium melanogenum CBS 110374, 1146 nucleotides. Its product is annotated as UDP-glucose 4-epimerase. The annotation marks the transcript as partial. The transcript is spliced from 2 exons. The record is from RefSeq and is a predicted model, not a curated record. NCBI's taxonomy places the organism in Eukaryota, Fungi, Ascomycota, Dothideomycetes, Dothideales, Saccotheciaceae. Gene Ontology annotation, molecular function: UDP-glucose 4-epimerase activity. Gene Ontology annotation, biological process: beta-D-galactose catabolic process via UDP-galactose, Leloir pathway. Gene Ontology annotation, cellular component: cytosol.
CUUGUCACGGGAGGAGCAGGCUACAUUGGUUCGCACACAGUCCUUGAGCUGCUCAAUGCAGGUGUUGCUGUCGUUGUGAUCGACAAUCUUUGCAACAGUCAUAUGGAGUCUCUCUGUCGUGUACACUACAUUGCUCGAACCGAGUCUCAGCGUCUUCAACAAUCGGAAGCUGUGCCUCCAAUCUUCUUGCAUCAAGCCGACAUUCGAAGCACACGAGCCAUGAACCAAGUCUUCGAAUUCUGGCAUCAACAAACCAAAGAUUCGUCCACUUGGGGCAAGAUCACAGCAGUCAUUCACUUUGCCGCUCUCAAAGCUGUCGGAGAAUCCAUUACGAAGCCCAUAGAGUACUACGAGAACAAUGUCGCCGCACUCGUAAUCUUGCUCAAGGCCAUGAAAGCUCAUGCUGUCAACGUGCUCAUCUUCUCUUCCAGCGCCGUCGUUUAUGGUGUUGGUCAUGAAGCUGGUAUCACAGAGGAAACUGUUCAGGUUGCCGGCAAGGGCACUGGAGGUGGCCUUCUCACCAAUCCUUACGGACGAUCCAAGUGGAUGUCAGAGGAGAUCAUCAACGACUGCUGCGUUGCAGACCCCAACUUCCAUGCCAUCUCACUACGCUAUUUCAAUCCCACGGGUUCUCAUCCUAGCGGACUGAUCGGCGAAGAUCCCAAGGGUACACCAAACAACAUUGUUCCCGUAAUUCUCCAGGCAUAUCAACGUCGUCGUAGUCGCGUUCAUGUGUUUGGAUCUAACUACGACACUUCUGACGGCACGGGAGUGCGCGACUACAUCCAUGUCAGCGACCUUGCCAUGGGUCAUCUAGCAGCGCUACGUAAAGCCACAAAACAGCCUGACCCAGUGCCUGAGGGCGAAGAACCCUACAGCCAAGAUGCAAUCAUCAAUUACAAUGUCUACAAUCUAGGCACCGGUCGAGGAUACUCUGUGCUCGAGAUUAUCAAGGCUUUCAGCAAUGCAGCUGGCACAUCCAUCCCCUUCACCGUUGGUGAGGCGCGCGCAGGGGAUCUGGGUACAGUGACGGCAUCACCAGAGAAGGCAGCCUCUGAUCUGGACUGGCGCGCUGAAUUUGAUCUGCAAGACAUGUGCCGCGACGUCUUCAACUGGGCAGCCGCCAACCCCACUGGUUACGAAACU